This is a messenger RNA of Lytechinus variegatus (green sea urchin), 6784 nucleotides long. RefSeq names its product histamine H2 receptor-like. The record is from RefSeq and is a predicted model, not a curated record. The coding region runs from base 196 to 1983 and encodes 595 amino acids. Gene Ontology annotation, cellular component: membrane; cytoplasm. Gene Ontology annotation, biological process: G protein-coupled receptor signaling pathway; regulation of apoptotic process. Lineage: Eukaryota; Metazoa; Echinodermata; Echinoidea; Temnopleuroida; Toxopneustidae. The transcript has 4 exons. Gene Ontology annotation, molecular function: G protein-coupled receptor activity.
AUGUUCGAGAGAUGUUCACAGCUCGUUGGCGCUACAUACAUUUCCACAAACUUUGAGUGCCUGGAUUAAGUAAAUUUCAGUUGCUUAUGGGCGUUGGAUAACCGUUUAGGAUGCAUUUUUGUUUCUGUUUAACUAGCGAUUGAACGUGUGAUAGGAUUUUGCUUCUGUUUUUUUUUGCCCACCGGUAAUCCCAGAAUGGAAGCCGAAGGAAACGAAAGUGGCACUUACGAAAACGUUACCGAUUUUGAAAGAUUCGCUCUGAGGCCUCCAAAGGCAUAUCUUAUUUUCCAAGCAAUAUCCCUCUCUAUUAUCUUGGUAUCAACUAUCUUUGGCAAUGUUGCGGUGUGCUACGUGAUCUAUCGAACACGUAGUAUCAACAGCGGGACUGGUAUGUGCAUGGCAUCCCUUACCAUUGCCGAUCUUCUUCGUGGGUGCAUCGUUCUUCCCUUCGUGAUCGAGUCAUCUGUCCUGCUCGGGGUCUGGAACCACGGACCUGAAAUUAGUGCUGUGGUUGGGUUUCUUAAUACUCUGUUUGGAAGUGCCAGUACCAUGACACUGGCUGCUAUCUCAUUGGACAGAUUCAUUGCUAUUAUGAAGCCACUCAAGUAUUCGACCAUUGUCACCUCGGUACGAACAGGAAUCAUUAUAGCUAUCAUCUGGACGAUCUCAGUCUCGAUGGCAACCCUGCCCCUGGUCGGAUGGUCCAAGUACCAGUUCAUUCCCUGGGUCUGCCUCUGCGUUGCAGACUGGACCGGGACCAGGUCCUAUGCAUACACCUACUUGGUCCUGACCCUAUUUACACCAAUGGGCAUAUUGCUCUACUGCUAUUGUAACAUUUUUCGCAUAGCAAAGCGACAGUCACGAAAGGUGGUCUCGCUGGAGAGGACUUCCUUUGAGUCACCACGCCCAGUUUUCAUGGGCAGGCCAAAAACACGGAUGCGGAGAGAUAAAAAGGCGAUCAUUAUUCUGUGUACUGUCCUUGGUGUAUUUAUCUUGUGUGUGAUCCCAUUUUGUGUCGUGUAUCUGAUAUCGUCAUAUAACGUAUCUGAUCGAAUCUUUGUCGCAUUGGGAAUCACAUCCCUCCUUUCGUUCAUCAAUUCUGCCGUCAAUCCUUUAAUUUAUGGAAUUCUUAAUCGGAAAUUCCGCCGAGUGUUUGUGGAGAUUUUGCCGAACCACCGAUGCAUGUGCAAGCGCCGAAAUUCGAUCGAACCGUCUCCCAAAUCUCAUUUUCCAGCUGAUUUUAUCUCAGAAUAUCUCGGGAAAAGCACAUCAAUACCGCCAAAAAGGCAUGGUAAACUCAUACCGCGAGAGUGCUUCUCCAUUGAAACCACACACUGCCCGCGCAAAGAAUGUGCAUUGGAUGAUGAUGCGUUCUCCAUGUCAUUACCACCAAGUGCCAAUCUUUACCUUAAUGCCUCAGUUGCUGAAGCGGGUGGGUCCAAAAACCUGGGUCUGCGGGUCCAGAAGAAAAUGUUGGGCAAGAUGACGUCCAAGAAGAUUGCCAAGGUCUUCAUUGAUGACACCAUGGGUGAACUCCUGGACAACGUGUACAAGCUCUGCAAGGAUUACAAACAGAACAAGAAAGACGCUGAGAAGCUCAUCAAGAAUAUCAUCAAGAUAACUGUCAAAAUAGGUAUCCUCUACCGCAAUGACCAGUUCAACGAAGAGGAGAUAAAAAUUGCAGAGGCCUUUAGGAAAAAGUUCCGGACCAUGAUCAUGACCUUUGUCAGCUUCUGCGAAGUGGACUUCACUUUUGAUAAAAACUUUAUGGUAGGAGCACUCGAUGACUGCUCAGUUCUUUUGACCAAACUUGUGGCAAGGCAUCUCACAGAUAAGUCACAAGGCAGAAUAGACUAUGUAUUUGGGUUCUUCCAGGAUGGUGCUUUCAUGGACUCGCUUUUUGACCCAAACAGUCCUCUAAAACCUCACCUUACGGACAUUGUUGGAGGACUUAACAAAUUAUUAGAAGAAGGAAGCAUUUAACCCUUCAUCAUGGCCUUCUAUCUUCCAAAGUCUUUUUUAUUACAUUUCAUAGAUUUUAUCAAACUUGUAUCAUAAAUGAAGCAGAAACGUGCAAAUAAUUGACAGUGGAAGCUCAAAGUGACUCAACUCAUAUCUGUAAUUGUUUUGUUUAUUUAUGUUGUCUUGGGAACCACCGCAAUCUUCUGUAGACUGAUGCAAUUUACAGUGCUUAUGGAAGCACUAAAUGUGAACAUUCUGCUAUAAGGUCAUCGAUGUGCUCUGUAGGACAAAAUCAUGGUUGGUUAUCCUGAUCUUUCAGCAGUUGUAAAUAAUUAUUUGCCUUAUUCAUAAAGCAGAGAUGAAAGAAAUUUUUCUUCUUUCAUUUCACAUCCAUAUUUGGUAAGCUUCAAUUUACCAGGGAAAGGUUUAGCAUGAGAUCUUUGUUGAAAAUCUACCUUGAGGUCCAAGCAGCUCUGGAUUAGUUGUCUCGCUAUAAUGAUCUGAACUGUACCUGUAGAUCGGUCAAGUUAGAAACUUUGAUGCUGCUUCUGAUGGACAGUCACAUUCCCGAAGAAGCUCAAACAAAUCUUGUUGCUGAAGAAUCCAUGUAUGAUGGUGCAUGCAUUUGAAAAGAUGGAGGAAGGUCUCUGGUGAUCUUAUCUGGUUGCCUGUUGGAUGUUCCGCAGAAUGAUCUGGUAAAGAUGGCAUCAUGGAGAUCAUUAGGUCAAAGUGCAUGAGGCAAUUCUCAAAGGAAAACCUUUCUGGUGCCUGUGCUUACACAGAUAGAGGAAAAGCCAUAGCAAAGAUAUUCAACAGGAUUGUCUAGAGAAGAUUGUUCGUGAAGAUCAUCAGGUCAGAGCGCACGUUGUGGUAAUUCUCAAAGGAUACUGUACAUCAUUCUUUCUGAUGCCUGGUGCUUUUGCUUCAACAGAUGGGGAAGUGGCAUUAUUAUGAAGUUGUUCAGCAGGAUUGUCUUGUGGAUAUGGCAUCAUAGAAUUCAUCCAGUUUAAGCAGAAAAGCUCUAAUUUCACACCCUUUAAGAUAGAUCUUGAGGUAAUGGUACGUGAAAGGGUAUGUGAAUUGGUGAGUAUUGCCCAUGGGGGGUAUGUAAUCACUGAUGAAUACUGUAAGUUUCAUAAUUAUACCAUCAAUCUUUUUUUAAUAGUUUGUUAUUGAGAGACCAGUAAAUUACCAGUUAGCGAUCCUUGACUGACUCUUACUCGCUGAAUGCACAGAACAAUAUUGGUUCAAUGAACCAAACGUUUGUACUAAUGAGUCGGAUAAUGCUAAAUGGUACCAUAAACAUAUUAUAAGACAUUGCAGCGGAAAUCUAAACAACUCAGAAUUAUUAUUAAUGAUCAAGCAUUUGCAAACCUUUUUGUUCAGAAGCGAAGCUGGAAUGUGGAGUUUCUCUAACCAAGAGAUCGGUCAUACCCUAGCGCUGCCUGCUUUCUUGUCACCUCUCUCUGGUCCAGUUAUGGCAAGAACAGCAGGUAGCACACGAAACAUGUGACUGAUCCCUCGGCUUGAGAAAGCCCACAGGAGAGAACAAGAACUGGUUGGUGUUUCAUAGAGCUGUUUGAAUAGUUCCGCACUACUUUACAUACGACUGGAACAUAUUCUAAGGUGAUAAGCAGUUACUUCAUCAUGGUAGGGAUAUAGCAAGAAAGGAUCACCAGUCAUUUCUUAAGUCAUUUGUAAGGUACAAAUGGCUUUAUUAAACACCCACCUGUUCUAAAGAAAAGGGUUAAAGAAGCUUGAAAAUUUCAUUAUUGAUCAUCCCCAAUGGAUGUAAGUUUUCUAUAUAUUACUCAAUUUUUUUUCAAUAGGAAGGUUUGUUCCUCAAGUAUACGGUUGACCUAUGAAGUGUGUGUGCUCUAAUACAUGCAAUUUUUUUAUAAAGAGAUGAAAUUUCUCAUGUCUUUUGAUCUUGAUCAUUCUCUGAAGGGACGAUGUAACUAAUCGAUGUCAGUGAUCAAAGUAGUCUUUACGCAAGGUAAAAUUUUUAUAUGACAUUUGUUGACAUGUAGUAUCUAGUUAAAUCUAUGUUCUAGUUGAAAUUUUAGUAGUUGUACUGACGAGUGCCUAUAUUUGUAGAUACAUUUGUAUCGGACUGUCAUCAGAAAGGCUAGCGAUCAAACUUUUAUGAUUAUAAACUGACAAUUUUAUACAAUUAUAGUUGUAGUUAAAGUUGUAAAUCAAGGGGGUUGAGGAUUUCAAUUAUGCUACAUAAAAGUGAGUAUCAUUAUAGCAGCUCAGUUAUCAUUACAGUGUAAAAAUCAUACCUUCUGUUUCUUUCCCACUGAUGUGUACAUGUAAGUGUGUACAAACUUGGAAAGGAAACAGGAAUAACUUUUAUUCCAUUUUAAAGCAGAUUAUUUUAACUAUGGCUGCCCAGGGUGAAAUAUUAAUAUAUGUUUUAAAAAUUCAUUUCUCGUAUUUAGUACAUGUAUAGUAUACUGCUUUUAUUUCUAGAUUAAAAAAAAAUAAUAUCGCUGUUUUGUUAUUGUUGCCUCAACUACUUGCCUCUAUAGUACAACAGCUGAAGCAAACCUUUCUACAUAUUUAUAGUAAACUUAUGAUAUAAACAUAUACCCCCAUUAUAGUGUACAAAUGAAAAACUUUGGAUCUCAGUAAUAUUAUUAGUAUUGCAUAGUGUCAAAAGAUGAACAUUUACUGAAUAGGGAGAUUGGUUUAAAAAGCCAACAUUAGAUAAUCAAGGAAUUAGAAAUGAAUAUUGAAAAUCAGUCAAAAUUAUGAGUAUGAUCUUUUGAUUGAUCAUCCAUAACGGUUUUUCCUUCAUUGGAAAUAGUCACGAUUUCAUACCAUAUCCUAGGGAGUUAUUUGAUCACUCAGAAUGUUUUCUUUUGAAUCACCCAACAAUAGAAGGCAAAUCAAUAUGGAGCAAAAAGCAUGGGAAAAUCCCAUUUCACUGGGGUCCUGUUCAAUAGCAGAGAAAAAAAAGAGGGACAAAUAUUACAUGAAAAUAGCACUACAAUUACAUGCAUUCACCCACUUGAUAGAACAGAGGAGAAUGUUCCAUCAUACAAUGUUGUCUGUGUUUAUUCACUCUCUCGAUAGAAUAUGAUGUUAAACAGUGUUUCCGUUCCUUUGUGGAUUCUGGUAUUUUUUUCAUAUUUCAAUCUCAUUUUAAAGUGUGUUUACACAGGCAGGGAAUUAUAAAGGGUGCAGUCAUGAAAAUUAUUACACUGUACGAAAUCCUACAUCUACAUUUAUGUUCUAAAAGAAAAUGUUUGCGAAUUGGUUUAGAGCUCUUGCUCAUUUUUAAUUUCAAGUUAAUUUCAAUUUCUUGUGAAAGUGUUAUUCCUUGCAUUCCAAGAACAGUUGAUAAUACUCCUGAACCUUCAUGGAAGACUAAUAUUAUUGGUUGUGAUGAUUCACCCUUUCUAAAUCCUAUAAUAUUUAAAAAAAAAGAAUUAAUGUAAUGUCUUGAAAUUGGACUUAUUUUGUUUUACAUUUAAUAGUAUCAAAGGUGCAAUAUUCCAAAACCUUACUUUAAAUAAUGAAAAGUGUUUUUUUUUCUAUUGGGUCUUGUGCAGAAGAUUGUUCUGACUUCUGAGGUGGAUUUUCUUUUUUAAAUCCCAGAAACUUUUCACAUAAUUCCUUAAUCUUUUCCUUUCUCACAUUAUUUUUGGUUCAUUAGGGAAUCCAUACAUACAUCUCAUCUGUAUCUUGUACACAUAUUUAUGUCAUUACACUCCAUAACAAUUCAGGGUAGUAUUUCAUGACACGAAUAGUCAGUGAUGUUCACUGACAAAUUUGCUCUGAGCCAAUCAGAUGAAAGGAUUUCAGUAGCUUAUAACAAUAGUCAGUUUGAAAUCACUGACUAUUUAUUUUAUGACAUGCUUCCCACUUGAAUUUUUGUUCUCAAGUCUUAAAGGUACCAGUGUAGUCUUCAUGGUUCCUGAUCUUCUGAUGCUUAUGUUGUGAUAUUUUUUUCAUUGAUGUUUUGUGUGUGUCCAUACGUAUUGUUACAAGAGCAAUCAAUCCUAUUCAGAAGUGGGAAAAGAAAUCACAAUAUGUGUGUAUGAUUUUUUUAAAAUGGUUUGUUCAUGUACAUGAACAAGUACAUGUACAGGAAUAUCAUUGUAUGUGCACAGACCCAAAUAUUUAUUUAAGUUUUGAUUAUGAGUAGUUAUCCAGCUCUGUUCUGAUAUUUCAUUUUAAGUUCAUUGUGGAUAAGGUUUUUUUUAUAAACAUGGUGAAUAUUUUACAGCAGGUAUAUUUAUAGACAGGGUAUAUUUCUUCAGUAUCAUUCCAUAUUUCUUACAUUUCCAGUAUUGUUUCCAUCAGAGAUCACAGAGUACCAGUAGAUAAAUCCUUUUUGUAAGAUGACAAAGUAAAUUCCUAAUAUGCUCAUUAUUACCAGUCAUUUAUUUACCCAUUGCAUACAUGUAGGUUUACUAAUGACCGGAGAUGAUCAGUCAUGGUAUAAUGGCCAGUCAUGAUUUUAAGAUGAGGAUCAAGUAACAAGGAACUUCAUCAAUAAUUCACUCACGUAUAAAAAUAUUAAAAACUAUUUAUAAUACUAGUAGGCUACACAUUAUUUUGCUCAGACAUUAGAAUUAUUUUUACCUUUGAAGUGGUCCUAACAAGGCAUGUUUAAUGGAGCUGUUUCAAAAGACACUCAUGUAUGUGUGUAAUUCUUUCUAAUGAUAAUAUGUAUUAUAUGUAUACUGAUCAUUCAUCUAUUCUAGGAAUAUUCUUGUGGAGAUGAGAGACACCCCUUCCUUUUCCUGUCCGCAUAUUUCACAAAUUUCACUGGGUGGGAAAACUGACAUAAAAAAAAAUUGGUUACAAU